GCAUGCAUACCAGUAGUCUAGACUACUACUUUGAAUGUGAUUGCUCAUAGUAAUGGGUGUUUCAAGUAGUUCUUCUGCAGUGGCACACAGUUAUGAUAUUCCAGACCAAAGAGGUCUCACAAAUCUAUACAAUCAACAAGUUGUAUCAGUAGAACAUAUGACCAGACCACUGGAUAGUUUUGGUGGUAAAAGUGGAUUUUCUCACGAAGGUAACAUAGUUACAACUGCUGAUCGAGGAAGGUAUUUGAUCCACAAAGGAGGAAAUUAUGGUAUUUCAUAUAACACAGUUGUAGUUGAUGCAAAACACAUGGGAAGUCGUUGGAAACCUGUCAAUCCAUGUGCUGGACCAGUAAGAGUAGAUCCAGCAAAGCCCAUCACCGUGAGUGACUUGGUCAAAGAAUCAGGUACAGUUUACAUACCACUCAUUAAUGAUUGUACACAUGGUGCUAAAAGAGUACAGAAAUUGGCCAAUAAAUAAAACUGACGUACAUGUACAUUAGAAAACUGCUGAACAUUGUAUAGCUACAUCUACUGUACUAUUUAGUCUCGCCCUGGCAAGACUAUGUACUAUUAUACUUAUUUUGCUUCAUUGUUUUGUUAUUUUUGCUUUGAUAGCUAUGCUAAUGUUAA
Amphimedon queenslandica is the source of this 630-nucleotide messenger RNA. RefSeq lists its product as uncharacterized. NCBI's taxonomy places the organism in Eukaryota, Metazoa, Porifera, Demospongiae, Haplosclerida, Niphatidae. The coding region runs from base 53 to 478 and encodes 141 amino acids. The record is from RefSeq and is a predicted model, not a curated record. The transcript is spliced from 2 exons.